Messenger RNA from Raphanus sativus (radish), 1639 nucleotides. RefSeq lists its product as uncharacterized. Gene Ontology annotation, cellular component: peroxisome. The record is from RefSeq and is a predicted model, not a curated record. Bases 25 to 1563 code for a protein of 512 amino acids. Lineage: Eukaryota; Viridiplantae; Streptophyta; Magnoliopsida; Brassicales; Brassicaceae. The transcript has 7 exons. Gene Ontology annotation, biological process: regulation of gene expression. Gene Ontology annotation, molecular function: RNA nuclease activity.
CCACACCGAUACUAGGUUUCGGUUAUGGCCAUUAGUUUGGUUUAUAUAAAAGAAACCCUAGUACUACGUAGGGAUAGAGGACUUGUGUCUGAGAUUAUGUUAGAGAGGAUGUCGGGGAACGAUGCGGCGGAGACAGCUAAAAUACAUGUGUGGUGGGACAUGAAUGACUGUCGGAUUCCGGAGGGGUAUGAUGCUCGUCGGGUCCGUCCAAGUAUAGAAAAGGCGUUCGAAAAACUAGGCUACACCGGUCCUGUCUCCAUCACUGCCUUUGCCGAUCAAAAAGAAACCCCUUGCCACGUCCUGCGAGGGCUCUCUUCCACUGGAGUCGCUGUUGCACAUACCAAAUCGGAAAGCACGCGCUCAGUCAUGUAUCGGGAUAUGGUGGAGUGGCGAGGUCAAAAUCCACCUCCGGCUACAAUUAUGAUUAUAUCCGAUCAGGUGGAAGGUGACUUCUCCUGGGAUCUGGCCCGUCUACAACAGCGCACUAGCUACGACCUUUUUACGGCUUAUUCAAUGAAUCUUCGCAGUGAUUUAAUCCUGGUCCGUUAUGGAAAUUGGCGCUGGGAAGAAUUACUAGAAGAAGACGGAGGCGAGCCACUUGUGGCGGCGGGUGGAUUAUCAUCUGCCAUGUUUUAUUGCAAAACGUGCAAUUUCGACUGCCAAAGCCUGAAGAAAUUCACGAAGCAUCUCUCUAGUUAUAAGCAUGGAAUGGAAGAGGCUAUAGAUCCUCCGGACACACUCAUAUGUGUAACGAAGACGUGGGCAAGGAACUACCCGGCCACGCCUGAACACGCCACAGCUAAAAUACAUGUCUUGUGGGACAUGAACGACUGCCCGAUUCCUGAGGGGUAUGAUGCUCGUAGGGUCCGUCCAAGUAUAGAAAGAGCGUUCAAGGAAAUAGGCUACUCUGGUUCUGUCUCUAUCACUGCCUUUGCCGACCAAAAACAAACCCCUAUUCACCACCUUCUUGCGCUCUCUUCCACUGGAGUUGAUUUUUCACAUACCCUUUCCUGGGUCCAUUACAGUCGCAUGAUUACAGAAUUUGAGAAAUGGACAAAAAAUAAUCCUGCUCCGGCUUCAAUUAUGAUCAUAUCGGAUGAAGUGGCUUCCAGCAAGUACCGUUCAACACUUAUUUGCCGGAAACUACAAGAGAGUAACUACAAGUGUUUUUUGGCUUAUUCAGCUAGGCCUUUUGAAAUGCCCGUCCUGGUCACUUCUGCAGAAUGGCUAUGGGAAAGCUUACUCGCAGAGACAAAAAGACACAUUUUUCAUAAGUGCAGUGAAAGUGAAAGGGUUGUUGCAUCUACCGGUAUGUUUUGUUGCACAUUGUGUUUAUGUGAUUGCAAAACCCUCGAUGAUUUCAAUAAGCAUCUCGCAAGUGAAGACCAUACAGAGGAGGAGAACAGAAUGACUUCGCAUUCUCAAUCUUUCCCUGGCCGACGAAGGCAAUUUAAAAUAUCCAACUACUAUGAUGAGGUAGGGUAUCCUCCCAAGACCAAACGUAUGAGGAAAGCACCCCGGAAGGGUUUUGUCCCAAGACCAUUACGUUUUACUAGACGUUGAUAUUGUGUUUCCAGUUAAAAGAUUCCAGACAUUACACAAUGUACACUAAUAAGAAUUUAAAAAUCUCUUCACUCUU